This is a messenger RNA of Trichomonas vaginalis G3, 2379 nucleotides long. RefSeq names its product SEY1 family. Gene Ontology annotation, biological process: endoplasmic reticulum membrane fusion. Lineage: Eukaryota; Parabasalia; Trichomonadida; Trichomonadidae. Bases 1 to 2379 code for a protein of 792 amino acids. Gene Ontology annotation, cellular component: endoplasmic reticulum. The transcript has a single exon. Gene Ontology annotation, molecular function: GTP binding; GTPase activity. The record is from RefSeq and is a predicted model, not a curated record.
AUGGAGCAAAUCAUCACUGGGGAUGGUGCUUUGGUCAGUAAUUUAGACGAGAAAAUAACAAGUUCAGGAAUUGCAGAUGCUGGUGUUGAUUAUCAUACAGUUGCAAUUAUUGGUCCUCAAAGCUCUGGUAAAUCUACGAUUUUGAACCUUCUUUUCGGAACAAAAUUUGCCACAAUGAACGAGCAAAGGGGUAGACAACAGACAACACAAGGUAUCCAUGCCGCUAAAUCAGUCAAUGACCCAAUAUUACUCUUUGAUGUCGAAGGUUGCGACUCAAGAGAACGUGGUGACUCCGAUGCCUUAUUUGAACGUAAGUCUGCUUUGUUCGCUCUUGCGCUUUCCGAGGUACUCGUAAUCAACAUGUGGGAGUCUGAUAUUGGACGCUACCAAGCAUCAAACAUUCCUAUGCUUAAGACCGUUUUUGAGGUCAACAUUCAACUCUUCCUCGCUCAAAAUACUACCAAAUCCAAGAUAUUGUUUGUAAUUCGUGAUAGUACAGCUGUAAAUUUCGAAGCUAUCAAGUUCCAGCUAAACCGCGAUAUCACAAACAUCUGGGAUGAGAUCAACCUUCCAGAUUCCUUCAAAGGAAAGCAAAUGGAAGAUUUCUUCGAAUUCUUAUAUUUCCCAAUUCAUCACAUGGUCAUUCAGAGAGACCAAUUCGAUGCCGAUGUCAAUACUCUCCGCAAAUGGUUCAACGAACCCCCAUUAAAAGACUACCUUUUCGCUGAAAAAUCUACAAAAGUCGUUCCAGGCGAAGGAUUAUCACAAUACAUCAGAAAUCUCUGGGAAGUCAUCAACGAAAACAAAGAACUCAACAUCCCCUCUCAGAGAACAAUGCUUGCUCGCUUCAAAUGUGACGAAAAUGCUGCAGAAGCUUUAUCAAAAUUCAAUAAGUUCGUAGAGGAGAAUUUACAGCGCGAUCCAGACCAACCAAUUACGAUUAUACAAGAUUUCAAGCCGCUUUGCGACAAAUCCGUUGAAAACGCCUUGAAAUAUUAUCAUGAUAACUCAUGGCGCUAUUCCGAAGCAGUUGUCAAGGAAAGAGAGGCCCAACUCAAGCAGGAGAUCAGCGAUGUACUACUUCCUUACUUCAACUCCCAAUGCAAACUCUUCUGUGACAAUACAUUAAAAAGAUUCAACGAAUUUAUUUCUUCUAUUGACCAAGAACUACAUGUUGGAGGUACCUGGGAGAGCGACGUCCAAGGUAAGAUCGAUUCCCUCAACAUGGACCUAAAGAAGAACAUAAAAGAUACAACAGUUGAACCAUUUUCGUGGAAUUACCCUGAUUACGAAGUAAUGAAAGUAAUGUUCAAUGCUACAGAGUCAAUGAAAGGAAAACUCGUCAAGCAAUUAGAACAAACUAUCAUUACCGAACAGAUGAGAUCAUUUGAUGAACAAGCAAACGACAUCCUCGCAAAAGUUGAUAAUUUGAUGUGGGAUAACCUUAGAAAUUUGAUAAGAAAAGUGUCAACAGAGACCACACAAAACACCAAUCAAGUUUUGAAGACUAAUGUUAGUGGUGUUCAUGCCAGGAAUGAUAUCAAGAGAGAUUUCCAGACACAUACUAUUUCUCUUGUGAGAGAAAGUGCGAAUUACAUUGUUCUGAAGAUGAAAAACACUUUUGACAGAACAUUUAAGUACGAAAAGAACGGAAGACCAAGAGUUUGGACAAGAAGAGAUAACAUCAACCAGAUCUACGAGAACUCAAGAGAUGCAGGACUGAAAGUAUUGAGACAUUUCACGUAUUGCAGACUCGCUGAAUCUGAUGAUGAAGUAAAACCAAAUGAUCCAUUAACACAAGUUUUGAUUCCUCAUGAAAGAGCUUCAGAAAUUGAAGACAAAUUUGAAAGAAUCAUUAUUCACGCUUAUGAAGAAGCGAGAGCCAAUAUAAAGGCACAAGCAAACAGAGAACAGAUUCCUGGAUGGGCAUGGCUUGCUACUUUCCUUUGUUCAUCAAAUUACAUCAUGAAAUUACUUGCCAAUCCGAUUUUCUUCGCUUUGGCAGUAAUUAUAGGAGGAAUAUACUCUAUUCUAAGAAUGCUUGGUCUGCAGGAUGUGGCAAAGAAGACUCUUCUCGACAAAUUUAAUUCAUUACUCAAAAAUUUGACGAAAGAUGAAAAUGAACAAGAAAAAGAAGGAGAAGAAAAUGAAGAACCUGAAGAAGAUCAGCCGUUGCCAAAUAAUAAUAGAAAGAGAAUGAAAUUGAUGGAGAAAUCUGUUUCUCAAGAAUUUUCGCAGAAAUCAAUUUAUAAAUCUUCUGAAUACAAAGGAAGUGGAGAUUCACUGAUGAUUCCGCAAACUUCUCCUCUAGGAAACAAUGAUUCACCUGAAAAACCAAGAGAUUCUUUGACAAGAACACAAUCACUAGAAUUUAUGUAA